This is a messenger RNA of Pongo pygmaeus (Bornean orangutan), 1533 nucleotides long. RefSeq names its product coiled-coil domain containing 152 (gene CCDC152). Bases 80 to 844 code for a protein of 254 amino acids. The transcript is spliced from 9 exons. The record is from RefSeq and is a predicted model, not a curated record. NCBI's taxonomy places the organism in Eukaryota, Metazoa, Chordata, Mammalia, Primates, Hominidae.
GGGGACAACAUUCAGGAGUGUACCAGGCCCCAGAGGCAGCGGCAAGGGAGACUGUGGGGAACUGGGAGCAACAGCAGGCAUGGACCAAAGCAGUGAAGGAUGUAUGAAAAAGAUUAGCAGUGUGAAUCUUGACAAACUUAUAAAUGACUUCUCACAGAUAGAAAAGAAAAUGGUGGAAACCAAUGGAAAGAAUAAUAUACUGGAUAUUCAGUUGGAAAAGAGUAACUGUCUAUUAAAAGUAAUGCAAGCAAAGGAGGUCUCAAUUAAAGAAGAAUGUGCUACUCUUCAUAAUAUAAUAAAAGGGCUACAACAGACCAUUGAAUAUCAACAGAAUUUAAAAGGUGAAAAUGAACAACUAAAAAUAAGUGCUGGUCUUAUAAAAGAGAAGCUAAAGUCUCAUGAACAGGAAUAUAAGAAUAAUAUUGCCAAACUUGUAAAUGAAAUGAAAAUCAAAGAGGAGGGAUAUAAGAAAGAAAUAAGCAAACUUUAUCAGGACAUGCAGAAAAAAGUUGAAUUAAAUGAAGAAAAGCACAAAGAACUAAUAGAGAAAAAGGAGAUGGAAAUUUCAGAGUUAAAUGCAAAGCUAAGAAGUCAAGAAAAAGAAAAACAAAAUGAAAUAAUCAAGCUACAACUAGAAUUUGAUGCCAAACUAGCAAGAGUUCAGACUAAAUCAAAAUCGUAUCAGGAUUCUACUGUUUUGCCACAAAGUAUCUACAGAAGGAAACUUCAACAUUUUCAAGAAGAAAAAAACAAGGAGAUUGCAAUUCUUCGUAAUACCAUUCGCGAUUUAGAGCAACGCCUUUCUGUUGGCAAAGAUUCUCACCUUAAGCGUAGACGGUUUUGAGCUUAGCAGUAAAUUCAUUAGUUGGUAUUUAUUUAAAAGCAAUUGAAAGUUUCACUUCUAUUUUCAAUAGACACAUACAGCCUACAUAACAAACAAAGUCAGCUUUAAGGUUUUUAUUGAAUUUAUUUGGACAAAUCCAUACUGUAUCCAAUUGUGUACUGCAUUCUUCCUUAAUAGUAUUAACCAUAAAGGAGGUCAGGUUUAUAGGGUUUGGUUUACCUAUUAAACCAUCAUUGACUAUGGAAAUACUUACUAAGCAAUACAGAGACAGACAAUAUUAUCUUUCCCCUUAUAUCUUUUAAGACAGCCACUCAAGUUUUAGAAGAGUGUGAUACAACAUUAUAGAAAGAAAGAGACAAAGGCUUUAUUCAUGUGUGAUAGUAAAAAUCAGGAUGAGUCUUAGAUAUACAAAAGAUAAAUGGAUAUUUAAAAUAGUUAUAUAUGCUUUUUUAGCAAAAUAUUCACUUGUUAAGUAUUUCUGGAUCUUAAAAUACAAAAUCCACUUCUUUUAUUAGUUAAAAGUAGAAGACUGAAAAGACAAAGUAAUGUUGUUUUGAGAGAUAAGUAAAGAAAAAAAUGGAAAGCAUGUCUUUGUUGUUCUUCCUCCAUUCUAAAUUGCUAACUAUCCAACAGAAACCCCUAGGUCAUAGUUUACGUUUCUAUUCUCAUUAAAGCAAAUAGAACACUGG